Molecule: messenger RNA, 1915 nt
Organism: Oncorhynchus masou masou (cherry salmon)
Lineage: Eukaryota; Metazoa; Chordata; Actinopteri; Salmoniformes; Salmonidae
Product: small ribosomal subunit protein mS26-like
Exons: 4
Coding region: 148-768 (206 amino acids)
Cellular component (GO): mitochondrial small ribosomal subunit
Source: RefSeq, a predicted model, not a curated record
AAUUCUUCCGGGAUUUCUUUUAUCAACAUGGUUGCUUCGUAAAGCAACUUGUAUGUUUCCGUUAACUACAUGCACGCAUUGUAUUGAUAGUUGUAGGUAAAUAUUUGCACUUAAACUAUUAGAGUAAGCAGUCGAUUGUCAGUAAGUAUGUUUCAAGUUAUUACCAGAAGUACCCCGGUAAUCCGGCUUCUCGCCCCCCGUGGAGCCGUGCUUGUGGAGGCUGUCCGGGGUAGGAAGACCCGCACCGACCCAAAGGCCAAAUCCAAAGAGGGGCGCAUUAAAACGCCACCUCCCGUCGACCCGGUGGAGAUGGUGGUCCUCAGGGAGAGAUUCACAGAAUAUGACCUGAUCAUGAGAGCGCUGAGGCUGGAGUUCAAGGAGGAGAUGCUGAGGAAGAGGUAUGAAGAGGAGGUGGGCUCCCUGGCGGAGGAGAGGGCGAAGCAGGAGGCGGAGGAACACCGCUCCCUCAUGACCUGGAACCAGGAGGAGAAUCUCCGCAUGCUCAAGAUCAGGGAACUGAGAGUUCAGAAAGAGGUGGAAGCUGCUGAGGUCAAGAAGACAGAGGCAGCCAUUCUGCGAGAGCAGGCCAUGGAAAGCUUUGUUAAAGAGAAGGGAGAGGAGAUCAUGCGGAUUCAGGAGGAGGCCAAGAGCUUCAUCAACCUGGAGAACCUGGACCAGCGUAUUGAGGAAGCCCUGGACAACCCUAAGAACUAUAACUUUGCCAUCGACAAAGAUGGCCGCGUGGUGAAGAGGACUGUGCUGCAGUGAGAGAGACUGAGGAUGGCUGGAAGUGUAGAGUGAAGUUGCCCCUAGACUCUGAUCUGGAUUCAGUUUAUCCUUUUCCCCCACUAUGGUUCAGCUUAGGAUUGUGGGAAUGGAAGCUGAUUCUGGAUCUAUACCUAAGGGAAACUUCACCUCGGAGCCUUGGCUAGAGGCCUCAGAGGAGACUGGCGAGAUAGUGAGCUUGUUUGACAUUGUAUGCGGGUCACGACUGACUGAUCUACAAAUCACCUUGCAUCAUAAAUAACUACUCAUGAUUAUUUGUAGAUCAGUCCCCAUUUACCAACAAUGUAUCAUGGGUUUGAUGCUCUGGAACACGGCCAAUGUCAGGAAGUUUAAACAAUGUUUGACAUUGCAGCCAGCAUUGCAGGUGAGUCGCAACUGACUGAUCUACAAAUCACCUUGCAUCAUAAAUAACUACUCAUUAUUAUUUGUAGAUAAGUCAGUCCGUCACAAUGCUCUGGAACACGGCCAGCGUGGCCGUUUCUCAUUUGGGAAAAAUACCGUCCUCCACCCUCUCCUCUGUGACCCGGAAACCGUUGAGAUGUCGAUUUGUUAGUAGGCAAACAAAAGAGGCUCCCCUCCUCGAUAGCCACGUUUUAAUUGAUUAUAGGCAUGUGUCUCCUACCGGAGUCCUUCACUGAACAGUUGUGAUAUCUGCCACGCCCACUUGGAAACAGCUGUUGUUUUGUCAGCGGAGAAAAGCAUGAACGUGUUUAAAAACAAUAUGCUACUUAUCCUUUAUCUAGAAAAUGUCUUGCUCAACCAUGAUGUGGUUAGCUGGGGUGUAGUCAUUUGUCCAAGCCCUAGAAAAUUGUGGCGUUUAUGUUAGUAAUGGGGGUGGAAUCGAUAGUUACAUAUCGCAAUGUUAUUUUUGACGAUAUGCCUGGUGAGGAUUAUAACAGAACAUGGCCAAGAUGUUCAUAAAUGACCAGCAUGGUCAAAUAAUAAUAAUCACAGGCACACUCUGUUUGUGAUGAACAGUUUCCUGGCACAAUUACCCAUGUUUCCACCAGUUUGGUUAUGGGGGGGGGUUUACAGGUUAUGAAAGUUCUGUACAACUUCCAUCUAUGGACUUCUCAUCUGUCAAGGUCACAAUGAGAACGUUAUGCAAUAAAUAAUUGUUUCUUCCUUA